Messenger RNA from Salvelinus fontinalis (brook trout), 4805 nucleotides. RefSeq names its product receptor-binding cancer antigen expressed on SiSo cells-like. The transcript has 8 exons. Bases 558 to 1193 code for a protein of 211 amino acids. The record is from RefSeq and is a predicted model, not a curated record. Gene Ontology annotation, cellular component: secretory granule. NCBI's taxonomy places the organism in Eukaryota, Metazoa, Chordata, Actinopteri, Salmoniformes, Salmonidae.
AGGGUCUCCUUUCUUCUCCAAGACCAUCAGAUAUGCGAGACACGUUUCAGGCGAAUUUGAGCCAAUGGCCUGGUUGAUAUUAUCAGUGUCAUCUGCAUGAAAAUGGGAGGAAAAAAGACACUCUUCUUUCAAGGAAGACAAAAAAAGCCAAAGUCCUAUGAUAUGUUCUACCACUGGGGGGCAGAAGACCAACGCCUACCAUAGCCCAGAGAUACUUAGUGUGCCUCUUGCCCCGGCUUUGGUUCCACAUCCUCUCCCCAGUUUCAAGAUGGCAGCCAUGAGGCUAUGAAGAAGCGACAAAUAUUUAUGGAAUAAAUAAUGAGAACGGAUGCUAGGUAGCAGCUGUUAAACACAUACGCUUGGGAUAUGACUGGUGUCAUUGUUGCAAGUGUGUUGUUUCGAGAGUGAAAUUUACAAGGAAAAAUACGUUGCAUAUCGGUGUGCUGAUUUGCUAAGUUAGCGCUAGCUAGCCAAACACAUGAAUUCUGGGGACGGCCACAUCUGAUUCGCCAGCUGUCAACUAAGCAAGUAUAUUGAGCUGUGCGCUCAGCUUCACCAUGGCCAUCUCUCAGUUUCGCCUUUUUAAGAUUUGCACAUGGCUUGCAACCUUCCUUUCAUUCUUCAAAAGGUUGAUAUGCAGAUCUGGGAGGUUGCGAAAGCUAAGCGGGGAUCAGAUAUCUCUUCCAACGACGGUUGAUUUUUCAUCAGUACCCAAACCGGCAGAGAUUGAAGAAUGGAGCUCGUGGGAUGAAGAUGGUCCCACAAGUAUCAAGAUCGAGGGCGGUAAUGGCAAUGUGCCACCACAGCCUGGCGAGGAAGAGGAACCAGACUACUUCAAAGACAUGGCUCCCACCAUCAGGAAAACACAGAAAAUUGUACUGAAGAAGAGGGAGCCACUCAACUACUUGGUACCCGACGGCAGUGCGGGCUUCUCCAGCAGACUGGCAGCCACUCAGGACACCUCCUUCAUCCAGCCAUCUUCUGAGCUUGGAGACAUGGAUACCUGGCAUGAGGACGCCAACGCCUGGGAGGAUGAGUCGUCAGAUGCUGCCUGGGAGGCCGAUUUGGUGCUCAGACAACAGAAGAUGGCCGAGAGAGAAAAGCGUUCCAUGGAGCAGCAGAGGAAGAAGAUGGAGAAGGAGGUUCAGAGGAUGAUGAAGAAGGACCAGAAGAUUGCUGUCAAGCUCUCGUAACAUUUUUUUUUUUUUAGAGCACUCAUCCCGUGAGCCGGAGGGCAAUAAAAGAAACACUUAGACAAACGUCAUCACGCUAUCCUCUAGUAUUCUCCACACGAAGAUCAUCUAUACUCAACAGAGCGGUCAUUUAAAAAAAAUCUCUGUCCACCAGCCAUCAUUCGAGACAUGGCUUGGCCAAUGUGAUGAUUGUUCAAUGACUGUUGCAUUUAGCUUUCGGGAAGGCACCUCAUACCUGGGAUGUGUUCAUUAGGGCGCACAAUGGAAAUUAGCGUUUUUUCUUUUAUCUGACAAGUCCAGGCAGUCACCCCCUGUAAUCAGUCCAUUUCUUUUUCUUUCUUUUUUUUUGCGUAGAAUGAACUCUACCCUGGUUUACAGUAGAAGUCAGAAGUUUACUUACACCUUAGCCAAAUACAUUUAAACUCAGUUUUUCACAAUUCCUGACAUUUAAUCCUAGUAAAAAAUGCCCUGUCUUAGGUCAGUUAGGAUCACCACUUUAUUUUAAGAAUGUGAAAUGUCAGAAUAAUAGAGAAUUGUUUAUUUCAGCUUUUAUUUUCAUCACAUUCCCAGUGGGUCAGAAGUUUACAUACACUCAAUUAGUAUUUGGUAGCAUUGCCUUUAAAUUGUUUAACUUGGUCAAAUGUUUCGGGUAGCCUUCCACAAGCUUCCCACAAUAAGUUGGGUGAAUUUUGUCCCAUUCCUCCUGACAGAGCUGGUGUAACUGAGUCAGGUUUGUAGGCCUCCUUGCUCGCACAUGCUUUUUCAGUUCUGCCCACAAAUUUUCUAUAGGAUUAAGGUCAGGGCUUUGUGAUGGCCACUCCAAUACCUUGACUGUGUUGUCCUUAAGCCAUUUUGCCACAACUUUGGAAGUAUGCUUGGGGUCAUUGUCCAUUUGGAAGACCAAUUUGUGACCAAGCUUUAAUUUCCUGACUGAUGUCUUUAGAUGUUGCUUCUAUAUAUCCACAUAAUUUUCCUUCCUCAUGAUGCCAUCUAUUUUGUGAAGUGCACCAGUCCCUCCUGCAGCAAAGCACCCCCACAACAUGAUGCUGCCACCCCCGUGCUUCACGGUUGGGAUGGUGUUCUUCAGCUUGCAAGCCUCCCCCUUUUUCCUACAAACAUAAUGAUGGUCAUUAUGGCCAAACAGUUCUAUUUUUGUUUCAUCAGACCAGAGGACAUUUCUCCAAAAAGUACUAUCUUCAUCCCCAUGUGCAGUUGCAAACUGUAGUCUGGCUUUUUUAUGGCGGUUUUGGAGCAGUGGCUUCUUCCUUACUGAGCGGCCUUUCAGGUUAUGUCAAUAUAGGACUUGUUUUACUGUGGAUAUAGAUACUUUUGUACCUGUUUCCUCCAGCAUCUUCACAAGGUCCUUUGCUGCUGUUCUGGGAUUGAUUUGCACUUUUUGCACCAAAGAACGUUCGUCUCUAGGAGAAAGAACGCGUCUCCUUCCUGAGCGGUAUGACGGCUGCGUGGUCCCAUGGUGUUUAUACUUGCGUACUAUUGUUUGUACAGAUAAACGUGGUACCUUCAGGCAUUUGGAAAUUGCUCCCAAGGAUGAACCAGACUUGUGUUCUUGGCUGAUUUUCUUUUGAUUUUCCCAUGAUGUCAAGCAAAGAGGCACUGAGUUUGAAGGUAGGCCUUGAAAUUCAUCCUCAGGUACACCUCCAAUUGACUCAAAUGAUGUCAAUUUAUCAGAAGCUUCUGAAGCCAUGACAUAAUUUUCUGGAAUUUUCCUAGCUGUUUAAAGGCACAGUCAACUUAGUGUAUGUAAACUUUUGACCCACUGGAAUUGUGAUACAGGGAAUUAUAAGUGAAAUAAUCUUUCUGUAAGCAAUUUUAGGACAAAUUACAUGUGUCAUGCAAAGUAGAUGUUUUAACUGACUUGCUAAAACUAUAGUUUGUUAACAAGAAAUUUGUGGAGUGGUUGAAAGACGUUUUAAUGACUCCAACCUAAGUGUAUGUAAACUUCGACUUCAACUGUAAUUGCAGUUCGUGUGACAAUGCUUUAUUGAAUCUGGUUAAAUAAAUACUUUGCAAUGCCCUAUAUCAAAGACUUGCUAUCAAAUGUCACUCUGGCUAGGUAUGACUCUGGGUUCAGUAAUUAGAUUUGUGUUAUAGAAAACAAAGAAACUGUACAUUUUUGUAUUUCCCAGGAAUAUGUGUAAAUAUUCUGGUACCUAUAGUACAAGUGGACUCUCAAGAGACCUAUUUCUCUGACAUUGUCUUAUAACAUGAAGGACGAAGGUGUGUAAUUAAAUGUAAGUCUCACUGUAUAUCAGUUACAUACAUCCCUUUGUUGCCUUGGUUAUUGUGCUUUUUAAUUAUGUUUCUCGUCGUCAUUGUUCGAAAACACAUUCUCUCAUUGAUGUUGCUUGAUAUUCCUGAUGUACUUUUACUGUACAGCCUUCAAUAUACUGGAAUUUCACAUUUUAAUUGAAGGCUUAAAAAUAAGUUUCAAACUGAGGGUGUGGACACUGUCAAAGGGAUUUGGGAAUUUAAUUGAGCCUUACUCAAGAGUUGGCUGUGGAUUCCUAUGGUAAUCCUGUGGUUACUGAUCUGCCAGGCUCAACAUCUUGAACAUCUUGAAUAAUCAAAAGAUUUCCCUGCUUGUUCUUAUCCCUGCUUUUUAAUACACCAAAAUAGAAGCGACUCCUCUUUAAUGACUUUGCCUUUUGUUAUUAUGUUGAAUGUGGGUUUUUAUUUUAUUUUACACGUUCAAUGUAGCGUAACACACACAAACUGUGUUAUCUGAGACAACUUGGUGAUCAGACUUGGAUGGCCAACUGACAUCCUUGAUCGGUGAUCAUAGUAAAUACAAAGAUGCAGAGCUCCGUGCUCCCCUCCUGUAAUUUGUGGCCAGUUAGUAACAGAAUCGGUCAAUAGAUUUCAUAAGUCAAAGCCUUUUGCAUUGACUGGACUAAUAACCUGUUACGUAUCAAUAUGAUUUUGGUAUGGUCAAUCGAUGUCGAAUCAAUUGGAGCUUUUUGUGAUGGAAGUGUGCGUGUGCGCUUGUGUGCGAGUGCCCAGCAACCGGUGUAUGAGACUGGAAUGUCAAGCAGAAGGGUCUAGUUGCCAUGGAAACAUAUAUGCAGAGAUGGAGCUGAAUUCCAUAAGGCAUUUGCAAUUAAACAGACCUGUUGGAUUGGAAUAACUGAUAGUCCCUUUUACACAUUUGUGUUUUCCUUGUACCCUCACUGGGGUAUCCUGUAUAUAAUAUGGGGAUUCUGGCAAAAAUAGUUUUUAUAUUGAAUGUCUAAAUGAACGAUGCCUUUGAAACAGUGGUGUUUUCAUGGUUAUUUUAGGUGUGGCUUUGUGGUAAAUGAGGGAUUCAUUUCUGUUUUUUCAGAGACUCUUGAUAUCGACGAUAUUGAGAAUAUUGAUAGUAUUAUAUUACCCAUUGCAUGGAACAUUGGAUCAGGAAGAAAGAGGUUGUUAGCCACAGAGAAUUAUGAAAAUAAUACUGCUGACAUUUUCCCUUUUUGCUUUCUUCGCAAAUACUUCUUCCAAUUGUUAUCAAAGUCAGCAUGAUGGGGAUACAUGCUUAUGUUUGUCUUUGUCAAAUGUCUUUUUUUGCACAUUCCUUAAUUUUCUGUAAUAAAUCUCUGGAUCCCUUUUCAA